Molecule: messenger RNA, 2805 nt
Organism: Pundamilia nyererei
Lineage: Eukaryota; Metazoa; Chordata; Actinopteri; Cichliformes; Cichlidae
Gene: boka
Product: BCL2 family apoptosis regulator BOK a
Exons: 5
Coding region: 338-970 (210 amino acids)
Biological process (GO): release of cytochrome c from mitochondria; intrinsic apoptotic signaling pathway in response to DNA damage; regulation of apoptotic process
Cellular component (GO): mitochondrial outer membrane
Molecular function (GO): BH domain binding
Source: RefSeq, a predicted model, not a curated record
GCCUGCCUGCAGACUGUAAGUGGAAAGCAUUUUUUACACUCAGCGUGGUAGUAACUCAUUAAAAGUGAAAACAUUUUCUACUCACCGCGAGAUUAAAAUGCAGCACACUUAGGAUGUCGGGGUUUUUUACCUUCUCGACAUAGUACUUCGGGUAAGUGUGCUUGGAUGAUGUUUGAUGUCCGCACACCUUUAAGGAUUCAUACACAACUUUUCAGCAGAGAGACGGGGCAGAAGGAGAAGGUUCGAAGAGGGGGCGUCCACUGGGGAGAAGCGGCCGCUGAGCGAGGCGGUGGAGGCGGUGAGGUGAGGAGCGCACUCAGAGGAGGGUGACGGGGGCAUGGAGAUGUUGCGUCGCUCCUCUGUGUUUGCCUCUGAAGUGUUUGACCGCUCGCCCACCGACAAGGAGCUGGUGUCCCAAGCCAAAGCACUGUGCAGGGAAUACAUCCACUCCAGGCUGAACCGUGCCGGGAUCGGCUGGUCCAAGCCUGAACACGGACUGGCUGCGUCAGGUGGGACACUGGGAGAGAUAUCUUCGGUCCUGCUGUGGCUGGGCGAUGAGUUGGAGUACCUUCGUCCCAAUGUGUACCGUAACGUCGCCCGCCAGCUGAACAUCACAGUGGCAUCGGAGAGCGUGGUGUCCGAUGCCUUCCUGGCUGUCGCUGCAGACAUUUUCUCCACAGGUGUGACAUGGGGAAAGGUGGUUUCCUUGUACGCUGUGGCGGGAGCCUUGGCGGUGGACUGUGUACGCCAUGGUCAUCCAGCAAUGGUCCAUACCAUUGUCGACUGCAUGGGGGAGUUUGUCCGCAAGAGCCUGACUUCCUGGUUAAAAAAGAGAGGAGGCUGGGUGGAUGUAACAAAGUGCGUGGUGAGCACUGACCCAAACUUCUGUUCGCACUGGCUGGUGUCUGCUGUCUGUGCCUUUGGACACUACCUGAAGACGGUCGUGCUACACCUCCUCCGCGAGAAGUGAAAGAAAAAGAGACACAGUGGAUUGUGAGCACACUGCCCGGCACUGCACACCACCAACACCACUAAAGCACCCACUGCUUUGGAAUAUGUUUACAUUUAUUUGCACUGAGCCUCGUUGAUGAACACCCACCCAUUUCACAGACAGCGAACUUUCCUCGCGUCUUUGGCUUCCUUGUCUAUUUAUUAUUAAUGGUUAUAUAAUGGCACACAUCGGAUGCAAACGUAUAAAAACUGCAUUUGUGAGCAAGUUUAGCUUUUCAUUUUUCAUCAAACUGCACAGCUUCCAGUCUUGGUGCCUGUUUUGCAGGGAUUUGGCUGCUCCUAGUGGUACCAAAUGGUAACUACUAGCCCUAUACACAGAGAAGUCAACUCAGGAUAAUCUGCGAGAUCCUGUGGCCAUUCAUGAGAACUUGGUAUUAGAGGAAAUCUACACUUUUCGCCUGGGCUGUAAUAGUUCAUGCUAGAUAAAGAGAAAAUUCAACAUAUUUUUGACCAACUAAGGACUGUACAAAAUUCCUUGAUAUCGAGGGAUCAGAAAAAACAUGGUUUGUGUAUUUGUUUUUCUUUUGACUUUGCAGUCUGAAAUGCUCAGAACAGCACAUUCUCCGUUUCAGGCCUUUAUUGUUCUUAUCAUGAUUGGCAGCAGCUUUGACAUUUUCUCUCCAUUCCUACAGUCACUCUUCAACAUUGUUCUGAAAGCAUUUAAAGUGACAGUUCGUCCCAAUGUCAGAUUGACAGAUUUUCCUCUGGCCCUCUUAUGCUGUAUGUCAGUCUACAUUAUUCAGGCGUGAGUUGCUGUUUUUGGAGGUGACAGGUUUAUAUAUGUCUGCUUUCUCUUGAAAAUAAUAAAAAUUAAAUGACAACGGCCCUUUGAUGCUCAAAGCAUUGAAAACUCAGCAGCAAUGCCUCUUACGCUAAAUCAUCAGCCCUGUUUCACCAUUUUCUUUUUACUAAAUAAAAAUUUACCAUAGCUAAUUCCAGCGAUACAGUUAACAAAUGUUAACUGUAAAAAAAACAAACAAACAAACAGUAACCUUUUAGAAAGAAAGUCAGUCUCUCAUCAAACUACUGACAACAAGGUUUGCAGAUAGUUUUUAUUUAUUUUUUAAAUGAGUAACUCUGUCAUGAUUUCUGCAAAACGAUGCAUGGUGUGCUGUUAUCUGUAAAAUGGCAAAUGUGACCUUGACCUUGAUGAAACAAAUUUGGAUGGAAACCCAUUAGGUGAUCAUUGUGUUUAGGUGUGAUUACAUUCUGAUCAAUACUCCAGGAGGAGUAAUCCUCACCGUGGCAUAAGCUUAUUGGUUCUACAGUUGGAUGAAACAGGUGGCAUUGAUCCAAACUCUAGAAGGAUCAAUAAGACCAUAGACCAGAGGGAAUCAAUGCAGUUUUGGUUUUGGGGUGAAAUGUACCUUUGUUAUAAAAAGGGUAGACCAUACAUUUAUUCUACCUGGUGAAUCCAUAGUAAACAUUAAGAUUACAAAUGUUGAAGCUGAGAUUAAGCUUUAUCCCAAGUUAUUUAUGAAUACUUUUUUAUUAGGAUAUAAAAUUAGAACAUUUUAGUUUUUUUAAUGGGCUUCGAUGCUUACACCAAGUCUCUAUGUACAGCAGCUUAAUUCAUCUUCAGUGGUCACUGUGAGGGAGUUUGUUAUAUUGCUGUACUGAAACUGCAGUGAGUUGCAACAUGUUUUUUUCUGAGCACUUUCAUUUCGUGAGUAGAAUUUAUUCCAUGAAUAAUUUCACUGUUUAUAUGGCAUGUUAAAUACAUAAAUGUUUGUGAAUGGUCUUUGACUGUAAAUAUGCAGACAUAAAUAAAAUAUUCUUAAAGCAAUCUGUAAA